Messenger RNA from Gambusia affinis (western mosquitofish), 5717 nucleotides. RefSeq names its product serum/glucocorticoid regulated kinase 2a (gene sgk2a). The record is from RefSeq and is a predicted model, not a curated record. Gene Ontology annotation, biological process: protein phosphorylation. Gene Ontology annotation, molecular function: ATP binding; protein serine/threonine kinase activity. NCBI's taxonomy places the organism in Eukaryota, Metazoa, Chordata, Actinopteri, Cyprinodontiformes, Poeciliidae. The coding region runs from base 3433 to 4671 and encodes 412 amino acids. The transcript is spliced from 13 exons.
CACUUUAUAAUAGAUGUCUAUUCAGUUCCUGUAAGACUAAUAAGAAUUGUUUGUUUUGUUUUGGGGACUACACAAUAAACCCUUUCUUGAGACUUUACAUUAUGGUUCUUAAUUAUUUGUGUUUUUACCUACAAGUUUUCAAAAUAAUAAUAUAUUUUUGUGUUGGUAAUGUUUGACAUAACUUAAGCUGUUACACAUUUUCCUCUUUAUGCACCUGAGAUAGUCUUAUCACACCUUUAAUUAUAUUUUAUUACAAUUCUGUUUUGAAGCUGAUGUAGCAAUAAAAUCGCAGGUUCAUAUCUUACUUACAUGUUUUAAGACAAAGUUUGAUCUUGAUAUUCAUUUCUUAUUUCAAUGAGAUUCCCCGUUAUUUUAUAUAUAUAUUUACAGAUUAGUUGUUUUGACCAAGUGCAGCUCAUCAUUGAAAGAUUAAAGAACUCCUAUCGCGGCUAAUAGUCAGUCUCACUAUUUUAAUAUAUGCUGUUGUUUAACUGCUCAAAUAUGCAUAAUUUGCAUUUUGUGCACAAAAUGCACUAAUGGACCAUAUUUUGCGCAGGUUUCUUAUUGAUUUUAGUGUGUUACAGUUUUUUAUCCGGAUACAUAACCUGCAACGUUGCAAAGGUCCACACCAAAGUUAAUUAUUAACGCCCUAAGAAUAUUCUGCUCCUUAACAUGGCCGCCACAUGUCCAGAUGAGGGGCCCCUGAAACGGAGCCAAACAGAUUUGACUUUGCUUCACUCGCCUGAGCCACCUUCAUUAUUUUUGCUUCAGCAGCAACCAAAGGCAUCGGUGAAUAGAUAUCUAUAGUGCUGGAAAAUAUUUUAAAUAUUGCUUUUGUUUUAGGUUUUUUGUCAGACCGAAAUGCUUAAGGUUCUAAAAGACAUUUUGGUAUCGGGCUGCGUAAAUAGACUGAAAGAAAAACAUUUCAGACAAUUUCAUUUGUUAAAAUGAAAACCAUUUUAAACCAACCAUCCAAACCAACCAGCCAACCUUAUUAGAAAAAGUUAAUCCCUCACUUGUUAAAAUAGAAAUGAAUUUUCUUUUUGGACAGCUUUGUUUAGUUUCACUCUAGCUUGACUUUUGCCCAAUUUGUGAAAUCAAGAAAUCUCUUCAGUAGAACCUCGCCAACAUUUCAAGCCUUAAAUAAACAAAUGAGAAAGAAAGUCAUUAACAGUUGCCAGUCCGGAAAAGUUAGGUGGUUUUUCACAGGAGUUUCCAGCAAUUACUCCAAGAUGAAGAUUGAAAAAUAGAUUAAUUCACCCCGGGGUUUUGGCCUUGGAUAUUUGGUUACCACAAGUAUGAAGAAAGUUUGUGACAAACUAUUUCCUGGUAGCGAUACAGACAGAAGUAGUUCUGAGGAUGAGAGCUUUGUCUCUGCAUAUGAUCUUUUCGAUGCUUUUCUUUUUGACGCUUCACCAGCUGGGAAGCACACUUUCCCAACAGUUGAGUCUGAAAGCUCAACUUUUGAAUUGAAGACGACAUUUCAAGACAGUAGCCAUGAAGAAAGCACUGUUCUAAGGAACAAUUUUACCAAUCUUCCCUGGUAGAUUCAGACGGAGAAAGAGCAGAUUCUGCUGCUGUUUCCAUGAACAACUCCUGAACAUGUUGGUGUUCAGUAGGGAAGUAGUUUAAUCCUCACAAUUUGGAAAAUAGCAUUCAUCAUCUUAUUUAGCAUAAGCAUUGUGUUUGAUGUUUUUUUUUUAACCUUUAAUUUUUAUAUUUUUUCAUAUUUCUUUAAUGGAAAAAAAAUUCUGUGUACGUUUUAAAGAGAGGUUUUAUUUCAUGAUAAAACCUCUCUUUGCUCUCUCUGAGGAUGAGAGCUUUGUCUCUGCAUACGAUCUUUUCGAUGCUUUUCUUUUUGACGCUUCACCAGCUGGGAAGCACACUUUCCCAACAGUUGAGUCUGAAAGCUCAACUUUUGAAUUGAAGACGGCAUUUCAAGACAGUAGCCAUGAAGAGAGUACUGUUCUAAGGAACGAUUUUACCAAUCUUCCCUGUCAGAAGGAGACUGUUGAGUCCGAAAACUCAAGUUUUGUUUUGAAGAAGACGGCACUGAAGACAGUAGCCAUAAAGAGAGCACUGUUCAGACCACUUUCUUAGGGAAGGAUUUCACCAAUCUCCCAAAAGACCAAACUUCUCCGCCUGGGGAGGUUUGCUCUGCAGUUGUAAAGAUUGAAAUCAGCAGAAAUGAAGAAAGUGACGUUGACAGAUUUUGUACGUUUUCCAACUCAUUCAAAAAUUGUUGGAUUAACGCCAGCAUUCAAAGCUUAGUGAACUUGAGUUUUAUCAGAAAGUGCCUGUCUUUAAAUCUAUUAAAAUAAUAGAGCAUACUGGUCUGGAUGAGAUCUCAUUUCAAUUUAAUUCAUUUUUAUCAUGUGUUUUUUUGUUACACAACACAAAAAGACGAUCAACAGUGUUACACUUUUCUUUUCUUUUUACGACAAACCAACUGUCAUAAGUUUUCUUUCACACAGUAAAGGUUUAUUAUUAUAAUUAUAUAAAUGUGAAGUAAUUACUGCUGAAUCAGCUAUACUGAAAGGAUAAAAAGUCAACAAUCUGUAACUUUUUUGUCAACAGUUCAUUCUUUUGUAUUGUCUAUGAUGUCAAUUAUGAAAAUGCUAAAGGUAUAUAAUAAUAUACUUAUACUUAGUAUAGUAAGCUUAUACACGCUCAUUAUACUUAUAUAAUAAGCACAAUUUUGCAAUAGUAUUUUUCAAGAAAACCUGUGUAUCACGCCGGACAUUAUACAUUUUUGCUCUUAACAGCAGAAUAGCGAGCUUAACCUCGAUAAUAAGUCAGGCUGUCUGCUCAAGUCGCCAGGCUUUCCUUCCAGACUUGCCCCUUGCAACUUCCCAUCUGAUAUAAAGUUUUAAAAACAUCUUAGCUCAAAAAGAUAUUACAAAGUACCCUGAAAUAUUUUGUAAACACCUAAAUUUUUCUCUUUUGUAAGUGAGAGAAGAAUUUCACUGAUUUUUUUAUUUUCAGCAGCUUCACAUCCCGUAUUUCCACUGUUUGGCACUGAACUCUAAGCUCCAAGAUGUCAAUGUUUGACAUCAUGGAGAGAGGUUCAUCAGAGACUUCCUCCACAAAAUGGCCUCUGACAUUUGAGCUUUAGGUUAUUGUUAAUACAAGGGUGACCAAUGGAAACAAACUGGCAGACUUAUGGCAAAUACUCAAGGGAGUCACGAUUUAAACUUUUGUUUUCCAAUCUGAUAAAAACACACAAAAAAACAAAUAGCAGAAAAACCCCUGCAUAAUUUUACUAUUGUUAAAAUGUUAUUAUUGCUAAAGAUGUAAUCUUCAACAUUAUGUGCUCAGAAUGGAAAAUGAGCAUUGCAGCAUAAACCCUGAUAAUCCUCAGGACAACAACAAAAUGGACACGCUUACCCAUUAUACAGACUAUGUCCCUCAUUGUCUUCCUGUUUUUCCACCAUGUCAUUCAUGGGAAACACGAACUUCCAGCUCGUUUGGAUCCUUAGGCUGUCACACAGGAGUCAGCAGCUGGUCAUCCGCACAAAACACACUCAGACAGCCGAGGAAAAAAAAAGGUUUGGAUUCUCCAGGUGGAUUGAGAACACAUCAGCCAUGGCACACUGCAGCCUGCGGUCAACGCCCUCCUCUCCUCACGAUGAUGUCAAUUUGGGACCUUCAGCAAACCCACACGCCAGACCGACUGACUUUGACUUCCUGGCUGUCAUUGGUAAAGGAACCUUUGGGAAGGUCCUGCUUGCAAAGCUGAAAGCCGACAACAAGUUCUACGCAGUCAAAGUUCUGCAGAAGAAGAUCAUCCUCAAGAAAAAAGAGCAAAAGAACAUCAUGGCAGAGAGGAACGUGCUGCUGAAGAGCCUGAAACACCCGUUUCUGGUCCGGCUCCACUACUCCUUUCAGACCGCAGAAAAACUCUACUUUGUGCUUGACUAUGUAAACGGAGGGGAGCUCUUCUUCCACCUCCAGAGGGAGAGGUGUUUCUCGGAGCCGAGGGCGAGGUUCUACGCUGCCGAAGUGGCAAGCGCUAUCGGCUACCUCCACUCUCUUAACAUUGUCUACAGAGACUUAAAACCAGAGAAUAUCCUUUUAGACUCUCAGGGUCAUGUGGUGCUGACGGACUUCGGGCUGUGCAAAGAAGGCGUUGAGCCAGAAGGAACCACCUCCACUUUCUGUGGCACCCCAGAGUACUUGGCACCGGAAAUUCUGCGUAAGGAACCAUACGACAGGACAGUGGACUGGUGGUGUCUGGGAGCCGUUCUCUAUGAGAUGAUCUAUAGCCUGCCUCCUUUCUACAGCCGGGAUGUUGGUGAAAUGUACGAUGGGAUUCUCCACAAGACGCUGCCGCUCCCUCCGGGGAAGUCUGAGGUCGUCUGCUCUCUGCUGGUUGGUCUUCUGCAGAAAGACCCACACAGACGACUCGGAGCGAUUGCUGACUUUUUAGAAAUAAAGAACCAUCCCUUCUUUGCUCCAAUCAACUGGGACGACCUGUAUCACAAGAGGAUCACUCCUCCUUACAACCCCAAUGUGAGAGGCCCGGCUGACACCCAACACAUUGAUCCAGAGUUCACCAGGGAAAUGGUUCCCAGCUCGGUGAGUCGGACCCCGGAGUUUAACGCCAGCACCAGCUCCAACAACGCUUUCAAUGGGUUCUCCUUUGUCGGCACAGAGGAUAGUUUCCUGUGAGACCAAAAGGUUCAAACUGUCAGAAAAACCAGUGAAAUGAUAUGUUCUGUCAAAGAAAGGGGACGAUCGCUGUUCUGUGUUUCCAUCUCAGGGAUGUAACAGAAUCCCAGCUGGCAUAGCUCAGAGGUGGAGCAUGCAGGAAAUGGAGAUGCUCAGAGGAACCGCACAGGAAAUGUUCCCUUGUUCAUUUCAUAUGAAGAAGCAUAUAGGAAUACUUGAGGCCGUAUGUAGACCAAAGAUUAGUUGGUUUUUUUAUAUAUAUAUUUAGAUGUUAUGGUAAAAAGUGAAGCACUGCAUUUCCUUAAGUAUGUACAGAAACUGAACGGACAAAGACAAAAAUAAGAAAUAAUCAUAUAAGACAAGAAAUAUCUGAAAAUCAAAAGCCACAGUAAACUCAACUCUUGCUUGUAUAAUUUAAAUCUCAUUUCUGGUGUGAUUGGUGGGCUAAGUGGGUUUUUUUUAAUCUACUUUUUCAUAUUUUUGUAAAUUAUUUGAUUUUUAUUUACAGAUGAACGGGUUAAUUGCACAGUGGAACAAAGGUUAACUUAUGCACAGCACCAGUCUUCUGAAGUCUGUUUCCAGACUUUUCGCUAAUUACUUUAUAAAACAAAGAUGUGAACUUUUAUUGGAAAGAAAUUAGUUUGGUGAGGUUAAUGAAGCAAUUGUAAAUGUGCUUCUUUUCUAUAAUAAUCACAAAUAUAUUUAUGAACAAAAAUAGACAGUUAUGUUCACAGGCUUGAAUGUCUACAUUAAUGUGCAAGCAAAAACACACUUGAUGUAACAGUCACCUACACUGUAGUAAUAAUAUUAAAGCUGGUUUUUAUAUUUAAGUAUUGUAACUCCUGAAUACUGUAAAUGUACAGUAACUGCUUUGAAAAAAUAAUUGUGCAAUGUGUUAAAAUUGAUGUAGCAGUGUAAACACAUAUGAAGUGCUUCUCCCAUAACUAUUUUAGUGAUAAUUGGUGCUGGGGUUUGGAUCUAAAGUAUAAUUCCUAGUGAAAUAAAUUGUUUUGUUUGUACAUGUAAAAUAAAAAUAUGUAUUUAAA